GAGCUGCGAUGAACCGCUUUCGGCUGAUCUUUUGUUGCAUUCCCCACUAUGUUCAGCUUUCUCACGGUGGCGAAAUUCAUCUUCAACUACAGGCGAUUCUCUUCGCGUACUGCGCUCUUCAUUAGUACCCUCACACUCCAGGAUGAUUCGAGCCAACCCGACGGCUAUUUCACUCCGUACAUCCGAUCUCAAGCUCCUUCAAGCAGAGAUCGAAAAGCGUAAAGGGUCUGACGCUCCAACUCAGACGGCGACCGAGAUGCAGACUGGACAGAUGACAUCCACCUCAAAGCAGAACGGAGGCGUGAACAAUACGGACCGAGCUGGAUACAAUGCGGUUGAAGAGGAGAGGCGGGAGAGACAGGGCAGGAGCGUCGCUGAGAGGAUUGGGCUGUAGAGAUUGCACCAGCAAAGAAUCCCCCUCACGAACCUGUAAUCAACGACCCGUGACGACUUCCCCCCCCCCCCCC
Messenger RNA from Kockovaella imperatae, 467 nucleotides. RefSeq lists its product as hypothetical. NCBI's taxonomy places the organism in Eukaryota, Fungi, Basidiomycota, Tremellomycetes, Tremellales, Cuniculitremaceae. The transcript has 2 exons. The record is from RefSeq and is a predicted model, not a curated record. The coding region runs from base 143 to 394 and encodes 83 amino acids.